AUGGAAAUCGAUGGGACCGUUGUUAUAGAAGAUGGAUUUGGUUUCGUGCCUCGUAAUUCUGAGACCGAAUCGGACGAUAAAUCCUUCAACAUUGUUCGAAGAUAUACCAUGACGAAUAAAAACGCCGCAUCCGUUCGUUUGAUAAGCUGGGGGGCCGGAAUUCAAUCAAUAAGAGUUCCAAACGCUCGGGAUAUUUUGAGUGACGUUGCUUUUGGAUUCGACGAUAUGAAAGGAUAUUCGACGAACCGAUAUGUAGGACGAAUAAUCAACAACGUGAGGAAUCGUUCGUCGAAUUUCGACGUAAACGAUUGUUUCGAGAUCCGUGCGCAGGGAGAUUAUCGAGAGAACGAAAGAUUCGAGACCGUGAAUAAUAGAAAUCGUUUCGGAGCUCGUGCGAAGGAGGAUCGUGAAGAGAAUGAAAAAUUCGAUACUCUCGACAACGUUAAUUGGGAGUCUUGUAUUUUAGGGGAGCAAGUAAUCAUGUCCUACGUCAAAAGAGUGCGAACGAGGGAACGCUUCGGCGAUAUGUUAAUACAAGUAAAAUACAGUUGGACUGAUAAGAACGAAUUGAACAUAAACAUGCGAGCGACAGUGACUGAGUCGAUGCCAGUGAAUAUGACUGUUUUGUGUCCCAUGAAUCUUGCUGGUCACGCUGCGGGGGUUAAAGAAUUGGAGGAUCAUAUCGUGAGCAUAAACACUGAAAAAUUCGGGCCGAGUGGGCCGGGCCAAGAAUGGUUCAACCGAGUUUCCAAAGUCGAUCCCAAUUUCUACGAUCUGAGAAUGCCAACUCGUUUGAAAAAUCGAAUUUACCACAUUUCUGGUGGUGGUUACAAUCAUAAUUUGCGAAUAAACAGUCCGAGCGAUCGGUGUUACCGAUUCCACGCCAGAAUUAUCCAUCCGGAGUCAGGACGCUUCAUGGAAAUAUAUUCGAACAAAUCGCAUUUAAAGUUUUCAACGUUGAACGAUUUUCCUGAUUUCGAGCCAAAGCAUGUUUCCAGAGCAGAGGAUCGUUUUGGGAGAGCCGGUGGCGAUGUUCCCGCCGAGAAAAUCGUCUUAGACGACGAAACGUCGAGGAGAGAUUUAUUUGUGCGUGGAAAAGAUGGAGCUCUGUACAGGCGUCAUGGAGGAUUCGUGUUAUCCCCACUCAAUGACUGUUCCGACGAAUUUUCGUACUGGAAUAAUAUCGUGAACCCUGGUGAAAUUUACCACCACGAUUUGUCCUACAAAUUCGGAACAAAAUCAAGAGAUCGUUGA
This is a messenger RNA of Venturia canescens, 1254 nucleotides long. Its product is annotated as galactose mutarotase-like. The record is from RefSeq and is a predicted model, not a curated record. Gene Ontology annotation, biological process: beta-D-galactose catabolic process via UDP-galactose, Leloir pathway; glucose metabolic process. Gene Ontology annotation, molecular function: carbohydrate binding; aldose 1-epimerase activity. The coding region runs from base 1 to 1254 and encodes 417 amino acids. The transcript is spliced from 7 exons. NCBI's taxonomy places the organism in Eukaryota, Metazoa, Arthropoda, Insecta, Hymenoptera, Ichneumonidae.